Molecule: messenger RNA, 1943 nt
Organism: Cydia pomonella (codling moth)
Lineage: Eukaryota; Metazoa; Arthropoda; Insecta; Lepidoptera; Tortricidae
Gene: ppk9
Product: sodium channel protein Nach-like
Exons: 12
Coding region: 368-1825 (485 amino acids)
Biological process (GO): sodium ion transmembrane transport
Cellular component (GO): membrane
Molecular function (GO): ligand-gated sodium channel activity
Source: RefSeq, a predicted model, not a curated record
UUAUCUAUCGCUAUUCAUUUGUUCUAUCUCUCGUUCAAUAAAUAAACCAUAUUUCAACCCAAAUGUGACAUAAUUAGACCACAUAACAUUAUAAUAGCUACCGUGACAGCCUCAAUCAUGACAAUAUGGAUAACAUCACCUUUCGAGUGGAAACUCAUUAAAAUUACACAUAAUUGCGGUGGAAUCAUUGAGCUAUAUUAUUGAACGAUUGGCUAAUGAAAGUUUGUCACGAUUUGUAACUGUUUUAUUAGCUGGUAUGUUAUUAUUAUUUUAGUGUUUAGUAAAUGAGAGCUUUAGGAAGGAGCUUCCUUUCCCGAUUUUUUAAACACAAAUCAUCAAUUACUAAGUGUAAGCUUAAUUUAAAACCAUGUUCUCCGAACGCACAUACCAAGCUCGCAUUAUCCAAGAGGACUAUCGCUCAGCAGCAACCUCAAAAUACGUGCAACCUGACGAACCAACCAAAGUGAAGUUGCUCUUUCAAGCUGUGAAGAAGAAAGCAGCGUCAUACUUGGUGAUCUUUCUCGAUACAUCCUCUAUACAUGGACUGAAUCAUCUUGUUGCGCCUGGGAGACAUCCUUUGGAAGUCUUACUUUGGUUAGCUCUGGUUAUCCUCUCCGUCUUCGGCUCCGUGUACCUCUCCAGCACUACGUGGGAGCGCUACCAGUCCUCACCCACCGUGGUUUCCAUGGACCGAGACAUGUUCGCAUGGAACACCACGUUUCCGUGCGUCACCAUUUGUCCGCAUCGGAGAAUUGAUGAGAAGAAACUGGAGCUAUAUGUUAGAAACUCGCCAGUCCCAGACAAGACAGCCCUCAAAAAAUUCAUUAUGCAAUUAUCCAACUCAACCUACAAGAACUUCGAGAAUCUAUCCGACUACGACCCAAUACCUCCCACCGAGUACCUACCUACCCUUCUCAAUCUGACUGCUUCGUUUGGACCCACACUGACUAUAGGAGCUUCGGGGAUUCUUCUAAAGGUCCAACCCACUAUUACGGAGAUGGGACUGUGUUACGCCAUCAACUCGAAAGUUGCUGAGUAUAAUUCGCCUUCAUAUAGAGAAGCAAAUAGAUGGGAUCUGAUAAAACAUCAAAAUGAAACGUUUUUCGUUCAUCCCUUGGACGGUGAAGUUUUCGCCCAAGUUAUUAAUUUAUCGACUGCUUAUGAUGUGUAUAUCCACGGCCCCCUGGAAGUGCCAGACAUAUCAACGAAGUUCCAGCACUCAGCACUGGACUUCUACAUGAAGAUGUAUGUGACCGCUCUCACCGUUUACACUUCGCCUGAAGCAGCCAAGCUAAGUGUAGCCCAGCGUCGAUGCCGCUUCCUCAACGAAAACCCGCUAAAGCAUAACUCUGUCUAUACAUACACCAUGUGCCGUAUGGAGUGUCGGAUUCGGCUAUGUAUGAAGUAUUGUGGCUGUAUACCUUACUUCUACAGGAGAAUUGGCGAUGAAAAUAUUUGCAAUGUGGCUGGAAUGCGCUGUCUCUCUCAAUACCAUGAUGAGCUGUACAAGCUGGAAGUAGACAAGGAUAAGAAGAAAAUUAACUGCGGCUGUUUUCCCAUCUGCGACGAUGUCAACUACGUUAUACAAUCCUAUGUUUUGCAAGAAUGGUUUCUGGGCACGAACCUGCAGUGGGGCAUCGUUACUUAUCCUCGGAUGCGGUACAGGAGAGACAUUAUUUUUGGUUUUACUGACGUGCUAGUGGCAGUGGGCAGUAUGGCGGGAUUGUUCCUGGGAUGCAGUGUGCUCAGUUUCAUGGAGAUCGUCUACUUCCUGUCGCUGAGACUCUUCUUCUACACGAAGGAUGCACUCACCCAGAAGACUUAAUCAAACAUUUUACUUAAGGGUUGCUUGUCUGGAGUAAGCUACAAUAAUUAUUCUGAUUUAUGCAUGUAUGUCUUCUACCAUGUCGAAACCUUAUGUCGCCAUGUGCUCUUAUAGUUCG